CUGAAAUCAGGUUUGCGCAGUACAAUUUGCAAAGAACCGCAAGGAAGGAAGAACAACGCAACAAGCAAGCAAGACAAGCAGAGAUGGCGGGUCCUGGCAUGGAGAUCUUCCGCAUGACCUUCUAUGUCAUGCUGCCAAUUGGCAUGUUCUACUACUUUGGCCUUCCAGACUUUUACAAGAACCAAGUGCUCCCUGCCUUUAAAAAGGUGUAUCCAGAUGACAUGCCAACACAGAGUGUGCCCACAACCCCUGAGGGCAACAAGGAGCUACUGGACCAAUUAAUAGCUGCGCGGCGUAAGCGUCAGGCCGAGGCACAGAACCAACAGCAGCAGCAGCAGGAGUAGGGACUGGGUGCAUGUGACUGUAAAUGUGGGUUCGUGGGUGUAAAUGUAAAUGUGGGUUUGUUGGUGAGUGUGGGUGUGUUAAUGUUGGCGUUGGUAUGGGGAUGACGCCAAAGUAUGUGUGUGUGUGUGUAUUUGUGUUGGCUUAAGAACAGGGCGUGCGCUGCUGUUCCCUUUUCAGCUGUCGUCAUGCUGGUGUCUUUAUGUUCAUCGUGUGUUGUACUCGCGCUGAUUUCAAAACAACUCCAACUGAGACCGCAACAGCUGCUGUGGCGUGCCUCACAUAAACAGCUGCAUAUCCAA
This is a messenger RNA of Salpingoeca rosetta, 644 nucleotides long. RefSeq lists its product as uncharacterized. Gene Ontology annotation, biological process: mitochondrial respiratory chain complex IV assembly. The transcript is spliced from 4 exons. Bases 84 to 344 code for a protein of 86 amino acids. Lineage: Eukaryota; Choanoflagellata; Craspedida; Salpingoecidae. The record is from RefSeq and is a predicted model, not a curated record. Gene Ontology annotation, cellular component: mitochondrion; mitochondrial inner membrane.